This is a messenger RNA of Misgurnus anguillicaudatus (oriental weatherfish), 3331 nucleotides long. RefSeq names its product inositol polyphosphate-5-phosphatase Ja (gene inpp5ja). Gene Ontology annotation, molecular function: phosphatidylinositol-3,4,5-trisphosphate 5-phosphatase activity; phosphatidylinositol-4,5-bisphosphate 5-phosphatase activity. The record is from RefSeq and is a predicted model, not a curated record. NCBI's taxonomy places the organism in Eukaryota, Metazoa, Chordata, Actinopteri, Cypriniformes, Cobitidae. Gene Ontology annotation, biological process: negative regulation of peptidyl-serine phosphorylation; phosphatidylinositol dephosphorylation. Gene Ontology annotation, cellular component: plasma membrane; ruffle; cytoplasm.
AAUACCUUUCCUCGUGUGAACGCGAGACUGCUGUAUCCAUCACUGCCACCCCAGUGUGUGUGCGCGUGUGUGUGCGCGAGCGCGCGCGUCAUGCGAGCGUCUCUACCGGUCGCACGUUCACAUUCGCGCCGGUCCUCUACCGGAGACACAGGGCAGGUAAAUGGAUCCAUCGCAGCCCGUUCAGAGCUGCCCGAUGCCAGAAGAACCCACUGGAGUACUAGGUCUCCACAAACCACCUGUUCAAAUCCUGCUAAAAAACCCUUGCAACUUGCCCAGCCAGAUGACCGGAGACCCUGCAGCGAUCGGACAUGCCCCGGCAUUCCAGCCAACCCCAACUAGUCAGGAAAGAGUAAAAUCGGGCUUGAGCUCGCAAGCAUCCGCUAGUUCCAUCAGCAUCAGUCGUCCCAGACCAACAGCACUAUCAAACAAGACAGCGAUCAAAGUCUCUAGGCCCCCUGAGCCUUCAUUGCAAGUUAAAGCUACGGGGACACCAACCUUAAUGUCAAACUCCCCAACAGAGCCAUCGUUGCCUUCCUGCAGCCCUACGUCCCAGCUUCAACUCAACCCCCCGACGCUUUCGAGUCCUCCGGCACUGCCAGUCCGUGCCAACACGCAAAAUAACCUAAUCGCUAGACCGAUCCCUAACCCGAACCCUAUUCCUCAAACAAUCCCAACCCCAGAAACGCAGACAACCAACACAGGAGAUGCUAACAACAAGCUGAACCAAGCCAUGAGCGAGGAAGGUGAUUUCAGGGUGCACAUUGUUACGUGGAAUGUAGGGUCUGCUGUGCCGCCUGAUGACAUCACAUCCUUGUUCAGCCCAGGAAUUGAAAACAGGAGCACGGAUAUGAUUGUUGUUGGACUACAGGAAGUGAACUCCACUAUAAACAAACGACUCAAAGACGCACUCUCCACAGACCAAUGGAGUGAACUGUGCAUGGACACACUCAGUCGAUAUGGAUAUGUGCUGGUGGCAUUUCAGAGGAUGCAGGGUGUAUUCCUGCUGGUGUUUUCCAAAUUCUGCCACCUUCCCUUCCUCAGGGGGAUACAAACCCAGAAAACACGUACCGGCAUGGGAGGCUACUGGGGGAACAAGGGGGGCGUGAGUGCACGUAUGAUGGUUUUCGGACACCCUGUGUGCUUUCUCAACUGCCACCUGCCUGCUCACAUGAGGAACCUGGAGCAGCGGAUGGAGGAUUUCGAGAGCAUCCUACAACAGCAGCAGUUCGAGGGCGGGGCCGCUGUGGGUGUGCUGGAUCAUGACGUGGUGUUCUGGUUUGGUGAUCUGAACUUCCGAAUCGAAGGCUAUGAUAUUCAUGUGGUGAAAAGUGCUAUCGAGAAUGACAAACUGUCUCUGCUGUGGGAAAAAGAUCAGCUCAACAUGGCAAAGAAAAGCGAGUCUGUCCUGGAGGGAUUUAUAGAAGGGCCCCUCAAUUUCCCACCAUCGUACAAGUUUGAUGUGGGAACACACACUUACGACACGAGUGCGAAAAAGAGGAAGCCUGCAUGGACAGAUCGCAUCCUGUGGCGUCUGCGCAGGACGGGCUCCCCCGUGCCGUCUCAUAAUUCAGCUCUGCAGCGGGGUCUCACUUCGUGGCUGGGCGGAGUCACCCGAGUGUCCCAGCAGUUCUACCGCAGUCACAUGGGUUUUACUAUUAGUGACCACAAGCCCGUAUCCGCCCUCUUCUCAUUGCAUUUUCCCUUUAAGGUUAAUCUGCCAUUAGUAACACUGGAGGUGGAGAAGGAGUGGACCAAAUUUUCUGAUGCUACAGUCAAAUUCACAGUGGCUUCUGGGUUUCAGAGGAGCUCAUGGGAUUGGGUGGGACUAUACAAGGUGGGAUUUAAACAUCACAAGGAUUAUGCUGCUUAUGAAUGGGCCAAAUCUGAGCAUUCCACACAGGUGACAUUUUCUGAAGAGGAUUUGCCCAGAGACCCGGGAAAAUAUAUUUUGGGAUACUACAGUAACAACAUGAACAGCUUCGCAGGAGUGACUGAACCAUUUCAGGUGCACCUGCCCAUGUCCACGCCCCCUGCACCAGCAUAUCGCUCGCGCUCGGACAGCUCUGAUGUCAGCUCUGAGGAUGACAGCACGCUGGUCCUGUUGGCCCCCGUCUCUCGUAGUCCCAGUCCUGGAAAUCAAGGCGGCAAACGUCACCACCAUAAGCAUCAUCGCAGCCGCAGCCCCGCCGUACCGGCGCUCUCCGCCUCGCCUCUUCCCUCCCUCCAGUCCCUCAGCCUCUGCCCGCGACCCCGCGACGGCCACGUGCAAACCUCUUCCGGCAAUGCCAAAAAAGAGCGCUUGGUUUUUUCAGACACACUGACAUCACCCUCACUAAGCCCCCUUAGUCCACGGACCCCCUUGUCUCCCGGGUGCGGCAUCAGCGCCCCGGAAGCCCUGGUAGCAGCCAUUUUAGGAGAACACAUGUCUGCACAGAUAGGCAAAGCUGGGGAUACGGCACUAUGACAUGGCUGUCAUUCGCCUACUAUUUAUUUAUAGACUUUAUUUAGCUUGCUGUAAUGCACGUCUGUUUCAAAGGAAUUGCAUUGAAGAACGUCCAUUUCUGUGUGCAAAGGUCCUGUUAGGGAAUCUUUUCAAUUGUCAAAGGCUCAGCAGGAGUUUGUCAUGCCUUGUCAUGCUUUACACAAGUUUCCUUGUUUUUCAGUGUUUGCGUCGCCCAUAGAGAUUUAUUUGGCUGAUAAUGCUUUAUUAAUGAUAGAUUGUACAUUUGUGGCAGUAUAACUACACAUAAAGCAUUCUUUUGAUCUAAAAAGCCUUUUAUAGUGCAGGACAACCUGACUUAAGGUAAAACUGUGCUGUUAGAAUCAAAGCAAACAAUGAUGUCAGCAUUUAUCUUAGCCUUUACUAUCAACCAGCAGUCGUGGCCACUGGCCGAUAAAACGUCCGGUCCAAAAGUCUGAGACAUAAGUGGAUAUUAGUGAUUAAAAAUUUAGACUAGAAAUAGGUUUUAGGAUUUUGAUACAUUGUGACUUAAAGGGAUACUCCAGCCAUAUAUCAAAAUUACCUCAUGAUUUACUCAUCCUGAAGCAAUACGAGAUAUACAUGUCCAUCAUCUUUCAGACGAACAUAUUUGGAGUUAUUUUAGUUAAUGUUUUUGCUCUUCCAAGCUUUUAACAGUAGAAAACAGGAAUCAGGGAACAACUUCUGACUUUGUAGCCCAAAAACGUGCAUCAAUUAUUCAUAGAGAUAAUACACACAGCUUUAAGAGGUUAAAGGCGGAGUGCAAAAUUUUUGAAAGCCAAUGUUGAUAUUUGAAAUCACCUAAACUAACACGCCCUUACCCCAAUAGAAUCUGGACCUUCUUUUGAUAGA